Molecule: messenger RNA, 1167 nt
Organism: Perca fluviatilis (European perch)
Lineage: Eukaryota; Metazoa; Chordata; Actinopteri; Perciformes; Percidae
Gene: elovl6
Product: ELOVL fatty acid elongase 6
Exons: 4
Coding region: 196-1005 (269 amino acids)
Biological process (GO): fatty acid elongation, monounsaturated fatty acid; fatty acid elongation, polyunsaturated fatty acid; fatty acid elongation, saturated fatty acid
Cellular component (GO): endoplasmic reticulum membrane; endoplasmic reticulum
Molecular function (GO): fatty acid elongase activity
Source: RefSeq, a predicted model, not a curated record
GCGUAGGCUCUGUCAGCCGGUUGAAGAGGAAGGGCCCGCGACUGCCGAGCUGCUCGCGCACGAACCGCGAGGUCCAGACAGCAGCACGAGCGAUGCGAGUCAAGGGUUGUGAGGAAACCGACUAACCAAACAGAAACACCUCGACCGAGUAUCGUCUUGUUUCAGCAGCGUGAAGAGAAACACAGCCCAGCGAGCAUGUCGGUGCUAGCUCUGCAAGAGUACGAAUUCGAGAGACAGUUCAACGAGGACGAAGCCAUCCGAUGGAUGCAGGAGAAUUGGAAGAAGUCCUUUCUUUUCUCUGCACUCUACGUUGCCUUUAUCCUUGGGGGCCGCCAUGUCAUGAAACCGAGGGAGAAGUUUGAGUUGAGGAAGCCGCUGGUGCUAUGGUCGCUCACGCUUGCUCUAUUCAGUAUAUUUGGUGCCAUCCGUACUGGGAGUUACAUGACGUACAUCCUGAUGACGAAAGGGCUUAAACAAUCAGUUUGUGACCAGAGCUUUUACAACGGGCCUGUUAGCAAGUUCUGGGCAUACGCCUUUGUACUAAGUAAAGCACCAGAACUGGGUGACACUCUCUUCAUUGUCCUGAGGAAACAGAAGCUCAUCUUCCUCCACUGGUACCACCACAUCACCGUGCUGCUCUACUCCUGGUACUCCUACAAAGACAUGGUGGCCGGCGGCGGAUGGUUCAUGACCAUGAACUACUUGGUCCACGCCGUCAUGUACUCUUAUUACGCCUUGCGGGCUGCCGGCUUUAAGCUGUCGCGCAAGUUUGCCAUGUUCAUCACACUGACCCAGAUCACCCAGAUGCUGAUGGGCUGUGUGGUCAACUACCUGGUGUACUCGUGGAUGCAGCAGGGCCAGGAGUGUCCAUCCCACAUGCAGAACAUUGUGUGGUCCUCCCUCAUGUACCUAAGCUACUUUGUGCUCUUUGUCCAGUUCUUCUUCGAGGCCUACUUUGGCAAGUCCAAAUUCUCUGCCACGGCUGUCGCCAAGAAGAGCGAGUGAACAAAUGCCACAAGUAUGAGAAGAAGGGAAAUAAUGACGACAAAAGGGAGUUAGAAAUGGAAAACGGGGACCAGUGACUUGAAAGAAUUUGUUAGGGUUGGGUAAGGGGAUGUUGAAAUGAAAGAUGGGUGAUGGAGAGGUGGCAUGGAGGCUGGGGUGGGG